UUCAAAAAUAUUAGAUUUGCAAUGUUUGACAAAUGGUAAUUGUAACUAAUGGGAAAUAAUUGAACCUAUGGGAAAAAUUCAAAAAUUUGUAUUCUAACCUCAAUUUAACUGUUUAUGUUUUAUAUUAUGAAACGAAUUACCCGAAAUUCGACAAAAGAAAAUCCAGGAAGGGCUACAACUAGCUCUGAGGCUGUAGAAACCGGUACAAAACCCAACUUGUCUCAAUUUAAGUUGGAACCAAAACGAAAUCUGCACUCAAAACGUACUCAUGUCCCAGUCGAAUAUGAGGAACCGACAAACCCCAAGAAGCCUUCCAAACUCAUCGAAAAGACCUUCGCGUCAUCUGCCCCGAAAGAUUGGGAGAAAGCUUUCAGAAACCUUAGGGAAAUGCGUAAAGAUUAUGAUGCGCCUGUCGAUACAAUGGGAUGUGACCGCUGUGCGGAGGAUGGCGCCCCACCUGAGGAUCAGCGACUUCAAUCUCUUAUAUCGCUAAUGUUGAGCAGCCAGACGAAGGAUCAAAUAAAUCAUGCGACCAUGUUAAAGCUACGAGAAUACGGUUGUAAUUUAACUGGAAUGUUGGAAAUCUCAGAGGAAAAGUUGGGCGAAAUAAUUCGUCCUGUCAACUUCUGGAAGACUAAAACGAAAAAUAUUAAGCGGGCAGUGGAAAUGAUUAGAGAUGAGUUUAACAGUGACAUUCCCAAGACGGUGGAGGGUUUAUGCAGAUUGCCCGGAGUCGGUCCAAAAAUGGCACACUUGUGCAUGAAGACCGCAUGGGGGGAAAUCAGCGGCAUUGGGGUAGAUACUCACGUUCAUCGUAUUACUAAUCGUUUAGGAUGGGUGAAAACAAAAACACCUGAGGAUACACGAAAAGCUUUAGAGGCGUGGUUGCCUCGUGAGCUGUGGAACGACAUAAAUCUCCUAAUGGUCGGAUUUGGCCAACAGCUUUGCCAGCCUGUCAAGCCUCAAUGCCAUAAUUGUCUAAAUAGCGAUUUGUGUCCCACUGGAAUGAAAGAGUUGAAGUCUCAAAAAGGGAAGGGAAAAUAGUUUUUGUAUGCACAAAUAAAGUUACUUUUCUAUAGCUAUUUCUUUGCUUUUCCUAUGCUGAAAAUUAUUUCUGUAUCUUUUAUCUUGGAAAAUUCCAUCCACUGUGCAGGGAAAUUACUAAGACAAGUGAACAUC
Molecule: messenger RNA, 1179 nt
Organism: Photinus pyralis (common eastern firefly)
Lineage: Eukaryota; Metazoa; Arthropoda; Insecta; Coleoptera; Lampyridae
Gene: Nthl1
Product: endonuclease III-like protein 1
Exons: 4
Coding region: 115-1044 (309 amino acids)
Biological process (GO): base-excision repair, AP site formation; nucleotide-excision repair; base-excision repair
Cellular component (GO): nucleus
Molecular function (GO): DNA-(apurinic or apyrimidinic site) endonuclease activity; oxidized pyrimidine nucleobase lesion DNA N-glycosylase activity; DNA binding
Source: RefSeq, a predicted model, not a curated record